AUGAAAACCAUUGUUGCCCUAUCUCUGUUGGCGGUCGCUCUAGCGGCUCCCCAAGGACCAGAACCCAUACCCAUUCUUAGGCAAAACAGCGACAUCAACCCAGAUGGCUCGUUCCAGUACUCGUUCGAAACUGGAAACGGUAUCUCCGCGGAUGCCAGCGGCCAGUUGAGGAACAUUGGCGCUGAGGAACCGGCUCUUCAAAUCCAGGGACAAGUUCAAUACCCCAGCGAUGAUGGAAGCAACAUUCAAUUGACCUACGUCGCUGAUGAGAAUGGAUACCAACCACAAGGCGCUCAUUUGCCCACACCACCACCAAUCCCAGCUGAGAUUCAGCGUGCUCUUGCCUACCUCGCCACAGCUGCACCCCAACCUCAAUAA
Molecule: messenger RNA, 378 nt
Organism: Leptosia nina
Lineage: Eukaryota; Metazoa; Arthropoda; Insecta; Lepidoptera; Pieridae
Source: the annotation of a GenBank genome assembly